AUGCCCCGAGUACUGACGCCGAGCUGGGGCCGUCCUAGGCCCGGCCAGAAACGUCGAUAUUCUGCCCGGCCGUUCUACUGGACUCUUUUGGCGUUUACAAGUCUCGCAGUCUUGAAAUGGGGUCUUGGUUGCCUCAAAGCGAGCCCUCCUACGCAGCUCAUAACACGCAGUUGGCAAUUGGCUACUCCCACUACUCAUCGGGUUGUCGCACGGGAUAAUGAACUGGAGUGCCGUCUUGUUCGUGAUGCUAAAGAUCAAUGCUCCUUUGUCCGCCUAAACUGUCCGGAUCAUGAAGAUGGGUUUUUUUCCUAUCUUCAAUUCUAUUAUUGCACUAUCGCAGAUGCCAAACCACUUGCAUUCGCUACCAUCAUUUUGUGGCUGUCUCUGCUCUUCAGCACCAUUGGAAUUGCCGCUAGCGACUUUCUGUGUAUUGACUUGAGCACAUUGGCUAGCUUUCUCGGACUGAGCGAAAGCUUGACUGGCGUCACUUUCCUGGCGUUUGGGAAUGGAAGCCCCGAUGUCUUCUCCACGUUCGCUGCCAUGAGGUCCAACAGUGGAAGUUUGGCUAUUGGUGAACUACUCGGGGCUGCAAGUUUCAUCACAUCUGUGGUCGCGGGGUCGAUGGCGCUGGUUCGCCCAUUCAAGGUUGCACGGAGAAGCUUUGUUCGAGACGUGGGGUAUUUCAUCGUGGCUGUCAGCUUUAGUAUGUUGCUAUUAGCUGACGGUCGCCUUCAUGUCUGGGAAGCUGCCACCAUGGUUGGUCUGUAUUGCUUCUAUGUGGGUCUGGUCGUGGUCUGGCACUGGUACAUCGUGCGGAAACGCCGAGUCUAUGAGAGGAAUUUAGCGGCACGGUCACAUUUCCAUAUCCCAGACAAUCAGGAAUUAGAGAUCGAGGAAGUUGAAGAGGAUGACCCGGGAGUGGCAUCCGAGUCAACAAGUCUCCUUCGCGCUGUCGACUUUGAUUCUUUGGAAAGGGCCGGUGUGCCUGCUUGGCAGGACGGAGACGAGGAUGACGAGACCCGCAACCGCUACCUGGCCGAAAUACGAGACAACAUGCAUGUUAUCCGCCCUUCUGCACGCAGGCGCAACACAUUGAAUCCAAUCAGACCUAGUCUUGUCGGCGCCUUGGAGUUUCAGUCGGUGCUUUCUUCCUUGCAGCGAUCACGAAGCACACACCAAAACGUCCCGAUCCACCUACCAAGAUAUUCGGAUAACCGCGACUAUGAAACACAGGGCCCGUCACACAUGCACGACAACAUGUCAGUCGCAUCCCAUCCGAGGGAUAACAGAUCGUCCGCGGCAGAUCAUCUCUCACCAUACGGCGCAAGUGGACCGGGACGUAUUCGGGCUGUGUCUGCAAACGACGCCGCCGGGCUGAAGCUGGAUACCAGCGUGCUUGAUCCUUCCAUGACACGGCCCGUUGUCACAGUUAGUCGACCCACGGGCGAUGGUUCAAACACACAACUGGCUCAUCAGGCCGACCCUCACCCAGAUUUAACACUUUCGAUACCAGAGUCGGGGCAUCGGUCACCAAAUUUAAGCCCCGUGGUAGGGGACCGGCCUCGUACGCCCCCUACUUUACUUGCACCUUCGAAUGCUUUCCAGUCUCCAAACUAUCAGACAGAAACACAGCAUUCGCAAUCCCCCCUUCCGCUGUCCCCGCGAGGAACCUCAUUAUCGCCCGGUAACUCUGCUCCGACGAGUCCAUUUCCUGCCUUUGAUAUAUCAGGCUCUGCGCCUUCUCGACCCCCGAGUAUACGCUUGCCCGCUGCUUCGAGCCCCACAGAAUCACUUCAAAUUCACGAAGGUCUCGGGGAUGGACGUCCUCGUCGUCGAAUCCAAACCAAAUGGCGGUCUUGGUGGGCAGCAUUGCCCAUUCGGACAGUUGUCUCCACGCUAUUCCCCACCCUAGAUGGAUGGAAAGCUAAAACAUUUUGGGAGCGACUGUUGGGAAUCGCGGCAGCGCCCAGUGUAUUGCUGUUGACCAUAACUCUGCCUGUAAUCGAACCUGUACAAACUCAGACGUCGACAGGUCCAGUCACUGUUGUCGUAUCUCCAGCGGACGACGAGAGUUCUACAGCCCCUCUCGUGAGACUUCCAGAUGAUAGCCCACUAAUCCACGCUAUUGAUCAGGAGGACACCACCAAUGAGGCAACACACCAGAACAGUAAAACACAGUCGCCAUAUGAUCGGCGACGGUGGGACUCUGAACUGCCCGCCGUUCAACAACAGCAAGACACAUCAUCCGUCUCUACCAAAGAAAGCUGUCAAUGGCUUGUCUGGAUACAGCUUUUCACUGGCCCUUUCUUUGUGACUUUAAUAUCUUGGACAGCCAUGGACUCUGAACUCAAACUUCGCAAUUUAUUACUACCGUUUCUGUGUUCCCUCCUUUUUUCUCUUGUCUGUCUCACAUGCCUCCUCUUGAGCACGCGGCGCAAUGGCCACUCGCAAAUUCCCAACACAUGGCGCCCUUUCCUAGCCUUACUCGGAUUCAUGGUCGCCAUAUUCUGGAUUGCAACUAUAGCCACAGAAGUUGUUAGCCUCCUUAAGACAGUGGGGGUCAUUUUGAAUAUCAGCGAUUCUCUCCUCGGGCUGACCGUGUUCGCUUUUGGGAAUUCCCUAGGCGAUCUGGUUGCGGACAUCACCGUUGCACGCCUUGGGUAUCCGGUGAUGGCCCUUAGUGCCUGUUUCGGUGGGCCAAUGUUAAAUAUCCUUCUGGGAAUCGGAUUGGGUGGUCUAUAUAUGACUGUGAAUGCAAGCCCAGACUCGAUUAUUGCAACUGGGGGGUCUUACGAGAUCGCCAUUUCGAACGUUCUGAUAAUCAGCGGUGCAACGCUGUUGGUUACCCUUGUGGGAUUGUUGAUUGUCAUUCCUCUAAAUAAGUGGAGGAUGGAUAGAAAGAUUGGCUGGGGUCUGGUUAUCUUGUGGUGCGUCAGCACCUUGGCUAACGUCAUUGCUGAACUUGUAACUUGA
This is a messenger RNA of Aspergillus affinis, 2973 nucleotides long. Its product is annotated as sodium/calcium exchanger protein. The transcript has 2 exons. The record is from RefSeq and is a predicted model, not a curated record. Gene Ontology annotation, cellular component: membrane. Gene Ontology annotation, biological process: monoatomic cation transport; intracellular calcium ion homeostasis; transmembrane transport. Gene Ontology annotation, molecular function: monoatomic cation transmembrane transporter activity. The coding region runs from base 1 to 2973 and encodes 990 amino acids. NCBI's taxonomy places the organism in Eukaryota, Fungi, Ascomycota, Eurotiomycetes, Eurotiales, Aspergillaceae.